CACGUUUAGUCUAGACCAGCAGAGCUCUUUCGUUAUCGAGUGGUCAUCAAGUUUUGUUUAAGAAAAGUCACCUGGUCCUUGGUUAAAAAGAAAGUGGACUGCGAAGAUGUUCUUCGAGUUCUCUUCAUUGGUUUAGCAGUGGUGUCAGUUUUGUUCCAGACAUAUCGACAUGUAAAGGCUAUUGAAAUAUUGAAUGAAUGCCUAAAUGUUCUGAAAAUAUACGCUUCAAAUUUUGAAAUAAAAGGGGCAAACGCUCUUUUUGGGCUGAUCUACCACAAGUUGUUUUACCUUUACAAGUUCGUUGGCGAUUGCAAGAAUGCGAUUCAAAUUGGGGGGGAGGCAAUCCAAGCAUAUCUUCUAAUGGGUGAUGUUCGACAUGCAGCUGAAUUACUCGGAAUAGUUGGCAAUGAGUAUCAGAUAGCUGGGGAACAAGUGAAAGCCAAAGAAAGAUAUGACACAGCUUUCAGAAUAUUUUACCUGAGGGAAGUCAACCAACUCGAGCAAUUUGAUAUGUCAGAUAUCGAGAGAAGGGAACAUUUAAAUAGAAUGCUAUUAAUGGAAACAAAAGCUGACAACAAGACAGGGCAAGGAAUCAUUCUUUCCCAGCUUGGAGAAACGGCGAGGUCUAUUUUCGAUCACCCUGGCGCCAUGGACUUCUUUAAAAGGGAACUUGAAAUCUGGAAAGAAAUUGGUAAUAAAAAGAAACAUGGAGAUACUCUUCGGCGCAUCGGUGAAUUGCUGUAGGAUAAUGAAGAAUACGAACAAGCCAAACGUUAUUACAGCAAGGCAGUGGAAAAACUAAAGGAGGCUGAUGCGAAUAAAGAGCUGGGAAUGGCCUUGACUGAUCUUGGGAGAAUAUGUGACAUGCUUGGCGAAUUUCAAGAUGCAAUAAGUUCCCUACAGAAAUCCCUCGAAAUCAGCUUGGAGAAUGGAGACAAACAUGAAGAAGUCUUGAAUCGUCGAUUUCUUGGCGAUGCCCACACCUCCGUUGGAGAAUAUGACAAAGGGAAGAAAUGUUACGACGAGACUUUGGCACUCAGUAGGAUCGCAGGGGACAAAAAAGGUGUGGCACUUGCAUAUAGCGGUUUAAGGAGUUUUUAUCGCCGAAAAAACAAAAUUGCAAAGGCAGCAGAUUAUGGCGAAAAGGCAAUCGAAAUCUACUCUGACAUUGGUGACUUACGUCUGGAAGGAAUCGAAAAUUGCGAACUUGGAGAUAUUUGCUCGUUUACUAGUAGAUUUGAGGAAGCAGUAAAGUAUCACACUCGAUCUCUUGAGAUUAAAAGGAAAACUGGCGAUAGAAAAGGAGAAGCACAACAAUACGGUAACCUUGGUGUUGUUUACCAGAAUUUGGGUGAUCACUGUAAAGGAAAGCAUUACCAUGAAAGAGCACUGGCUAUCAACAAAGAAACCAAUCACCUGGUAGGUCAAGGAGUAGACUACAGCAAUCUCGGCAGUGUUUACCAACAUCGUGGUGAAUCUUCCAGGGCAUACCAUUACUACAGGAAGGCAUUAGAGAUCAAUUUUCGAACUCGAAACCAAGAAGCAAUAGCUGCUGGUUACUGUCAAUUGGGAAUUUGCUCUCAGAAUGAAGGAAAGUAUGAGGAGGCUAAGAAACUUCGUUGGACUGGUCUUAAAAUUGCAAGCAGGCUUGGUUAUAGAAAUAUGGAGGCAACUAUAUUAUGCGACUUGGCAAAAAUUUACUCUGUUAUUGGCGGGUCCGAAAAAGCAAUGGACUCUUACAAAAGGGCAGAGGUAAUCUUCAAAGAAGUUGGAAAUAGCGCGAAACACGCAGAAGUACUCGCCAACAUCGGGUCUGUUUAUCAGUCGGACGGCGAUAAACUAACAGCUAUAAAAUAUCUGAGAGGAUCGUUAGACAUUAUCAAAGGAAUUGAAAGCCAGGAUGUGGAGGCUUCUACUUCGGCCAUACUUGCAGGUCUGCAUGUUUCUUUAGGCGAAUAUGCUGAAGCAAUACCUUUAUACAAGUGCGCUCUCAGAAUAGCGAAAGAAACUGAAAAUAAACGACUGGAAAUGCAGAUGAACAUGCAUGUACAGAUCAGUUGGAAAAUGCCCUUCCAUGUUUCAAAGAGGCACUGUCGCUUUGCGAAAUGAUGGAAGACAUACGAGGUAUAAGUACUUGCUGUUGUAAUAUAGCAACCGUAUAUGCUGUGACCCAAGAUCUUCCAAAUAUCAGGUUGUAUCUUAAGAAAAGCAUUAAGGUUUUUGAGAAGAUUCGGGAAGUUCUUGGAGAAAGUGAAGAUUUCAAAAUAGGCUUUGCCGACAAACAUGAUGCUCCUUACCAAUUAAUGAUUGCCAUUUUGAUCAAAUUAGGAAACACUGACCUUGCCUUGUCAGUUGUGGAGCUUGUACGUGCUAGAUCACUGGCAGAGUUGAUGGUUGAAAGAUAUUCCGCACCGCCUUUGCCUGACUUGGAUUCCAGUCAAUUAAUUGAUUUCCAUCAUGUUGUCAAAGAUAAGAAUACGCCCUGCAUAUCAUUCUGUUUUGUACAAGGACAUCUUUCUUGUUGGACCUUGAAGGCUAACCCAGAAAUCACGCUAAGAGAGGUCAAAACAGAUGGUUUGCCUUUAAACAUCCGACCUAAAGGUAUUUCGACAGUAGACUGGGUAGAGAAUCUUUUGAAUCAGUUUUACAGACAGUUUUCACCUUUUCCAGAAGAGCAGUGUGAAAAUCGUUUGCUGUUACUUCGAGAUAGAGACUCUGAGGGACGAUCCCCCGCCAAGCCGCAAGAAAGCCCAAAAGUUGAACAAAGCCAAAACGCCUGCCACGUCAAGAAGAAGUAUGAAGGAGGUUCAAAUGAAGAACCACUCAUCAGUGUUGUAUAAGGACAUUAUAGCUCCUGUGGUUGAUCUUCUGGAAGGAUCUGAGAUAGUUGUCGUCCUUGAUCGUUCGCCAUACAGAGUUUCAUUUUCUGCGUUGAUGAACGAGAAAGACGAAUUUCUAGGAAAAAAGUUUAGGAUUCGAUAUACUCCAUCUUUGACGACUCUUAAGCUGAUCCAAGACAGUCCUGAAGAUGAUCACAGUGAGACAGGAGUUCUCCUUGUUGGCGAUCCUGAUGUUGGUACACCUGAUCGAUUACCAUGUGCUAAAGAAGAAGUUGAGAUGAUUGGAUAUAUUCUUAAUGUUCAACCCUUAACUGGUAAAGAAGCUACCAAGGAAGCGGUACUACAGAAGAUACACUCUGUAAGUCUCAUUCACAUUGCUGCACAUGGUGAAGAAGAGAAAGGUAAUAUCGCAUUAGCUCCAUCCAACCGUGAGAAGGACGACUUUCUGUUGACAAUGGUCGAUAUCUCAGCAGUCAGAUUGCGAGCCAAGCUGGUGGUGCUCAGUUGCUGUCACAGUGGAAAAGGCCACAUCAAAGGUGAAGGAGUUGUUGGAAUAGCUCGAGCCUUCUUAGGAUCUGGCGCUCGCUCAGUGUUGGCGUCUCUAUGGGCUAUGGACGACGAAGAAACCAUGGAGUUCAUGAAGCAAUUCUGCGAACACUUGGUAGAUGGAAAAAGUGCCAGUGAAUGUCUUCAUGAAACCAUGAAAUGGAUGAGGAAGAAACCUAAAUACUCGGAAGUGAAAGAUUGGGCACCAUUCGUGCUGAUUGGAGAUGACCUGUCAUUCAAAUUCGUGUAUUGAAUGUAAGUCCCAGGAUGUAAAUAGCAUGAAGUGAUACAAAAUCAAUUAAAAAAAUAAUGCAAUUUAGAAGCUUGCCUAGUACACUGGAACGUGUGUCGAAGGAAUCGGAAGCUUACAUUUUCAUUUUUUGUUUUAACAGUGAAAGAAAGAACUUUCUCGAUGAAGGUGAAAGCAACAGGUUUCUCAACGCGAUAAAGCCUUGAACGAUCGAUUCCGUUAUAGAGGAACUUUGAGAGUAAAUUUAAGUGUAGCAUUUAAUCCUAGAACUUUAUCGGACUUGUCUGUCAUUUGAGAACAGCACAAUAGUAUCUUCAGAAGUGCGAAGACGAAGACAGACAAAAAAAAGCAACUCGUGUCGCCGAAAAAGAAGAAGAAAAAGAGAUGAAUAUUUUAUUUUAAUUAUGUUAAUGUGAAUUACAAUACUUAUUUGAAAAGCUGGAUCUGUACACAGGUUUUUAAAAUGUAACUGUCAUGAUCAACUGACCUCGUGUGUCCAACUGAAAAAAUAAUUCUUUGAUGGUUCAACUUGAAAAAAUGAUAAUUGGAAAAGUUCUGAUAAAAGA
Messenger RNA from Stylophora pistillata, 4202 nucleotides. RefSeq lists its product as uncharacterized. Lineage: Eukaryota; Metazoa; Cnidaria; Anthozoa; Scleractinia; Pocilloporidae. Gene Ontology annotation, molecular function: protein binding. The record is from RefSeq and is a predicted model, not a curated record.